This is a messenger RNA of Biomphalaria glabrata, 4205 nucleotides long. RefSeq names its product receptor-type tyrosine-protein phosphatase T-like. Gene Ontology annotation, biological process: protein dephosphorylation. The record is from RefSeq and is a predicted model, not a curated record. Bases 410 to 4132 code for a protein of 1240 amino acids. The transcript is spliced from 31 exons. Gene Ontology annotation, molecular function: protein tyrosine phosphatase activity. Lineage: Eukaryota; Metazoa; Mollusca; Gastropoda; Planorbidae.
CUUCAACAGAGGUGACUUCAACAGAGGUGACUUCAACAGAGGUGACUUUAACAGAGGUGACUUCAACAGAGGUGACUUCAACAGAGGUGACUUCAACAGAGGUGACUUUAACAGACGUGACUUCAACAGAGGUGAUUUCAACAGAGGUGAUUUCAACAGAGUACGCUCCUGUACAGAUGUGGACCGAUGUCUGCAAUGCCAUUGUACGACUGAUUGUUCUAAAGGACUGUGCCCAAGUAAUGGACACUGCGAAAAGGGAUGGUUUGGUCUCGGAUGUCAAUACAACGAUCUUGCAACUAUUCAGGGGGUCUCAAUAACAGCAGGCCAAAAGAGGUCAUCUAAUUUCCUCAAAGACGAAACUUGUGCUGAUUACGUAGCAGACGUCACAGUUUCUUGGAACAGAGAAUACAUGUUGACCUGGGUCCGACUGGUCAUGAGAGAAAUUAGGAAUGAUCUCAACAUUAGAAUUCUGUUCAAAACUAAGGGCUCUCAAGUCUUUAAUUUAUGCAGUCAACACAGAAUACAUUAUGUGACUAACAAAAUUCUAGAUGUUUGGUGUCUCGAUGGGGUUAAUGUCACAGAGAUAAAAAUAGACGGGAAUCUUGCAGGGCUGUGCUCACUUUACAUAAGUGGUGGUCGCAAUUUCGCUUACAAGCAGAAUGCUGUAUUGAGCUCUAAUUAUGAAAAUAACUAUGGAGGUGACAAGGCAGUGGAUGGUAAUAGAAAUGCAGACUUUAAUGGAAAUAGCUGUGCUCACAGUGGAAUACAUGAAAACUAUCCAACACUCACCCUCACAUUAAAUCAGUCUGUUGUAAUCACUAGAGUAGUUCUUUAUAACAGAAAGAAGCACGCGGAGAGGCUGCUGAACUUCAUACUACAAAUGUUUAAGAAGAAUGACAUUUCUUGGUUUUCCUAUCAGGAUCCUUUGAAAACCCCUUUGUCUAUUUAUACCAUUUUAAUCCCAAUAAAAGAAAAAACGGAGAAAAUGUCAAUCGCAGCUACAUAUAUUGAUAAAGAUUAUGACGACAAACCGAUUCUCACACUAUGUGAAGUGGAGGCCUACGGAGAAUGUCCCAGAGGCUAUUGGGGACUAAUGUGUACAGACCCAUGUCCUCCAGAAUGUAGAUUAAAUUGUCAUAUCGAGAAUGGGCAAUGCAAUACAAUUUGCUUCGGCUACAGUGACCCACCUUUAUGUCGGGCAGAAUGCGCUCGUGGUCAGUGGGGCAUCAACUGUACACAAAGGUGCUCCAAUGGAUGCUAUAAAUCUUCCUGCAAUCGUAUUUCUGGGAUCUGUGACCAAGGCUGUCUCGGCUACAGUGACCCUCCUACAUGCAGGUCUAAAUGCUUACGUGGACGAUGGGGAAUCAAUUGUUUACAAACAUGUUCUCAGGGAUGUCUGAAUUCGUCUUGCAAUGCUUCGACUGGACACUGUGACAAAGGUUGUCUCGGCUACAGUAAUCCCCCUUUAUGCAACUUGAAAUGCUCGAGUGGCGACUGGGGUGUUAACUGUAGUCAAACCUGCUCUGAAAGAUGUUAUAACUCUUCCUGCAAUCGUACUAACGGAGUCUGUGACCAAGGCUGCCUCGGCUACAACGAUCCUCCUAAAUGCAAGUCGAGAUGCUCAAGUGGACGCUGGGGCUUAAAUUGUUCACAAACAUGUUCUCAGGGAUGUCUGAGUUCGUCUUGCAAUGCCUCGACUGGACUCUGUGACAAAGGUUGUCUUGGUUACAGUAAUCCACCUUUCUGUAACAAGACAUGCUCCAAAGGACGUUGGGGCUUAAACUGUUCACAAACAUGUCUUAAGAAAUGUUUACAUUCUUCAUGCUUGGCUACUUCUGGACUAUGUGAUCAAGGCUGCCUCGGCUACAGUGACCCACCUGUCUGCAACAUAGCUUGCCAUGAAGGAGUCUUCGGUCUCAAUUGUACGCAAAAUUGUUCAACAAAUUGCAUGAACGGGACAUGUAACGAUGUCACUGGGUUCUGUUAUGGAUGCCUUAAAGAUUACUAUGGAGACUUUUGUCAGCAUUUCAACAGUUCGCUGCCUCAUUCCAGCAAUAGUGCGAGUGUUAAAGAAAGCACAAUAGGAGUUGUUAUAGCUCUCCUUUUAAUAGUACUAUGUUUGGGAGUUAUAGGAUUUAUUAGAAGAAAACAAGUUCAGAAAGCUGUUAUGGAACUUAACAUUGUACAAAGAAUGACAGCAAAGAAGAGUGAUUUCUUGACUACCGAACAGAACUAUCUCGAUGAAAAGGAUAUAGCUGAUACAAGCAGUGAAGACAGCAGUGAUUCAUGUGCCUCGCAGUCAGCUACUCCACUGACUACUACGACAAUUAACGUCAAAGAUCUACAAACUUUUAUACCAUCUAAACCUAGAGAAUACUUCGCUCGACAGUUUAAGCUGAUACCAACAGCCCAGAAUGUAACUAGGGACGUUGGACUGUCUGAGGAGAACAGGUUUAAAAAUAGAUAUAAGGAUAUUGUGACUUAUGAUCAUUCCAGAGUGGUGUUGAUUAGAAAUGAUGAAGAGAAUGAAGAAGAUUACAUCAACGCCUCAUACAUUAAAGGAUUUUAUGGUGACAACAGAUUUAUAGCAUCUCAAGGCCCUAAUAAAACCAUGAUAAAUGACUUUGUGCGAAUGUUAUGGGAACAGAAAACCAAGAAAGUUGUCAUGUUGACUAACUUAGUGGAGGAUGGAAAGACGAAAUGUGAAAGGUAUUGGCCCGAGAAAGGAAAGUCAAUGUUCGGGCAAAUAAAAGUCAAUGUUAUAUCAACACAGACUUUCGCCGACUACACUAUUAGAACUAUGCAAUUAACAAAGGGUGAUGAAACGGCUCAUGUGUUGACACAAUACCACUUCACUUCCUGGCCAGAUAAAAACGUACCGAUAACCCCUUGGAGUUUGGUGGAGUUCUAUCAUAAAGUAUAUCUGUCUCCUUCAUCGGUACCUACUGUAGUGCAUUGUAGCGCUGGUGUGGGCAGAACUGGAACAUUCAUUGCCCUAUGUAACAUCAUGGACCAGGCCAAAGAGACGGGAAAAGUUGAUUUCUUCAAUACACUCAGCAAGCUAAGACAAGAUAGGAUCUGUAUGAUACAAACUGUCGAGCAGUAUGUGUUUUUGCAUAAAUUUGCCAGAGUGGCACUGCUGUGUAUGGGGACAUUUAUAACACAGAGCAAUAUCUCCGAAAGAGUAGUGGACCUCAACAAGCGAAUAAAUUCUAUGAGUAAAAUGGAAGAAGAAUUUAGUUCACUCUGUGAAAUGUGUCACUGCCCAGACGAGUCUGAAAGUGGGAAUGAAAACAUGACAGAAGCAGAUCAACUCUACCAGAACGUGAAAUGUGCAACGGAACAAAAGAAAGAUAGAUUUCCUGAACUAGCUCCAAAGGACUGCUACAGAGUACAUCUUAGCGACAUAAACAACGACUACAUUCAUGCUGUGUACAUUCAGAGCUACACCUCCAGAGAUCACAACAUCCUAACACAGCUUCCGUUACCAAACACUGUUGUAGACUUCUGGAAAUGUGUGGUAGAGAAGAAGAUAUCACUUAUCGUGACUUUUGAACUUGAUACUUCCGGGAAUGAUAAAUCCGUUGCUCAAUAUCUACCCGAUGGAGUGGAGCAGUACUUUCUGUGUUCACCUGUCAAAGUCCAAUCUUUGUCUUUCAAAACGUUGAAAAUGGGGGAAGAAAGAAAACUCAACGUUACCUGGAAAUCUGGUCAUCACAAAGUGACUCACAUCAAAACUGAUCUCAAAGAUCUUGAUCCCAGAAAACUGUUGACAUUGAUAAAUCAGAUCAGAUCGUAUGAUGUCCAGGGACGGACAAUGUUUGUGUGCAAAAACGGAUCUACGUUUAGUGGUCUAGCCUGUACGCUCGUCACUCUACUAGACAGACUUGAUCAGGAGAAACUUGUCUCAGUACCUUUGGUGGUUGGGUCUGUAAAAGCGAUUCGACCCAAAGUCAUUGACAAUAUGGCAGAAUAUAAAACUGUCUACGAGGUCCUACAGAGUUACAUUGAGACCUCCAGUUCUUACGCUAAUGUAGAGGUCUGCAAUCUGACCAAGUUUUCAAUGUCUCGUUAUAACCCUCUGUUCAUGGAAGAUGAGAAUCAAGAUGAAAACCCUUACUGUAACUACUAACAUGAGUUCUUGUUAGACUUAUUGUCUACUUUAUAUCGUUUGAUUUUUAAAUAAAAAAAGUUUCAUACAAAGA